AUGGCCAACGAAUUGUGUCAGUUACUACCUCCUGAUCAAUUUGAGGGUAUCUCGAUAAGGCAAAGUAGAGCUCUGAGUAGGAAAUCUAACCAUGCAUUAUCGCAAGAGCAACAGUGGUUUGCGAUCUGGGAUAUUGUCUAUCCGGGGAUGAAGCGGCCUUCUUCUGCGUACAUAGAUUCUGACCUAGCUGAAGAGCUUUGCGCUUUUCGAGACUACUACCAGGAUCAAGGGACUUCAGUUAUCAUGGCAUCACUUGAUUCCAAUGCUACGUGGGAGAUGUCGUCAGAAGAACGAAAUUCUAAUGUCCGACGGAUCAUUCGAGAAGCCCUGAACCAGAUCUAUGAGAGGUGGGUGUCCACCCGAAGGGAUGGAUUGGCGAACCCAUGUCUCAGAUCCCAGCCUAGUUCGACUCCUGGGACAUAUGAGUUCCAAACUCCGGAACUACAGCUUCCCAAGGUGCCGGCUACCCCCGAGCUUAGCCAAGGCCAGUCACUACAUCAUCCCGCAAGUUCCCCUUCGGUGGCCGAGUUCAGAGAGGGUGGGCUAGGAUCUUUAGACAUGGGCGGCUCGCCUGACGCUGUUCGAAUCCCUAAGCCGCAGCCAUCAGAACACCUUGCCCAUCUAGUCUUACAAGCGCCUGAUGCCGUGCAGCCUACCGUCAUGGUACCCAAUCAAUUCGGACCCAGUCAGCCCAUACCACCUCAUUCAUACCUUCCUGCGCUAGAAAACCAGAAUGACUGGGACCUCGAGGUGUUCUUCAAUAACUACCCAGGCGAGGCGACACUUACAUAG
Molecule: messenger RNA, 792 nt
Organism: Parascedosporium putredinis
Lineage: Eukaryota; Fungi; Ascomycota; Sordariomycetes; Microascales; Microascaceae
Source: the annotation of a GenBank genome assembly